CUGACAGGCUUGAAUAUACGAACCUAAGAUGUUUGUAUAAACGUGGACCCUUGAACAUGCUCAAAAAGUGACACAUUAGCAUGCAGCUCGUCCUUGCCACAAUCUAUUACUCCGUCGCCGCACAUCUAUUCGCCAUGACAACCGCAUCAGGACCCUAUUCAUCACCGAAUAUACUAGAUCGCAUCAAAUCCGAUGCGGUCCGCGAUUCGAUCGAUCUAAUCAGCCUCCCAUUCUACGAAGAAGCCCUAGAAUCCAUCGCCGCACUCUCCGGUCACGUAAUCGACAUUCGUACCCUCAACUUCACAAACGCAACUCGAAUCGACACGCACACGCACCCCAUCCCCAACUGGUUCCGAGCUCUCGAGCCCCAAGCCGCGGGCCGCGAGACGCCCUCUUGGAGUGUAGAUGGCCACUUACAGUUCAUGGCCGAGCAUAACAUCGAACACUCUGUGUUGUGUAUAUCGACGCCACAAGCGAAUGCAUUCCCUAAUGACGAGGCAGUGCUACGCAAGAAGAAAACAAUUGCUCUUGCGCGCCUGCUCAAUGAGUUCUCGGCGGAGCUGUGUCGGUUAUACCCAAAGCGGUUCAGUUGGCUCGCCGUCACGCCGUUACCGCAUGUCGAGGAGAGUGUGAGAGAGAUACGGCAUGCGCUUGAGAAUUUGGGUGCGAUAGGCGUCGGGGUCUUGACGAAUCACGAGGGGCUGUAUCCCGGCGAACAGGCGUUCGAUGACGUGUGGCAGUUCCUACAAGAUAGGGUUGCGGGUGGAAACGGUGGGAGGGAGGUUGUGUUCAUUCAUCCCACUGAUCCGGUGAUCAGGCUUGAAGAUGGGCGGUUGGUGGGAUCCAGACCAUCACCUCUCCGCUCUGGCCUGGGUGAGUUCUACUUCGAAACAGCGCGAGCGAUAUCUAGCAUCACGGCAGAAAAGACCGUCAUCAAGUUCCCCAAUCUGCACUGGCGGGUUUCACAUGGGGCCGGCGCCUUCCCUGACAUCUCUGAACGUUUCUUACUGGGAUUCCCGGACGUAUCCGACGAAGCGAAGAAAGCGUAUAAGACACGGUUUUGGUAUGAUAGUGCGGGACCUGUCUUCCCAAACCAGGUCAAAGGGUUGACGGAAGGAAUGCGGAUCCCAACUAGCCAGUUGGUGUUUGGAACAGAUUAUCCAUACGGGAUCGGCUUCUGGGAUGUGAACGCGAACAUUGCCGGACUCUCAGAGGCCGACUUCCUAUCCACCGAGGAUAAGGAGAAGGUCUUUAGACAGAACGCAAUGGAGUUGUGGCAAGGUCGACUAGGAACGUCUUGAUCGGGAGUUCCGAGGGUGAUUUCGAAAGUCGCCUCCCUUACUGUCAGUCAAUACACGCAGGCCAAUUCGAUUAUUAGUCAUGAGCCACCUCCACGGAACGGCGUAGACAGGUGUCAAGACUGGACAAUGGAGUGUAUAAUUGCCCUUGAAGCUGAGGAAUUGGUUCCUGCAGGGACUUCUCAACGGGUUUAAGGGCUUGUAGGGAGAUCAGUGACUGUAUUAUCACAGAGCUUAGGGAAGAGAUGGACUCCCAAUCGUAGGUAGGAGAUACAUUUGUAGAAAAAGCCUUUGUAUAGAGCCAUUCAGAAACCAGAAUAUA
Dothidotthia symphoricarpi CBS 119687 is the source of this 1620-nucleotide messenger RNA. RefSeq lists its product as uncharacterized. The transcript has 3 exons. Gene Ontology annotation, cellular component: cytosol; cytoplasm. The coding region runs from base 81 to 1301 and encodes 406 amino acids. Gene Ontology annotation, molecular function: hydrolase activity; carboxy-lyase activity. NCBI's taxonomy places the organism in Eukaryota, Fungi, Ascomycota, Dothideomycetes, Pleosporales, Dothidotthiaceae. The record is from RefSeq and is a predicted model, not a curated record. Gene Ontology annotation, biological process: secondary metabolic process.